AUGUUUCUAGAUGACCAGCAGUGUGAUGGAAAUAAGGAGGUCUGUGCAGCUUACUCAAUAGAUUAUGCUUCACUAUCAUCAUACUCAUCGUCAAUGGAUCAAAAAUUCUGUGAAUGCGAUAGAGCUGUUCGGAUGGAUUACCCAUUCCAAUAUAAAGAAUGUACUAAAGAAUAUAAUCGAGGUAAUCAUAUUGAUAUCUUGGGUUCUUGUAAUGGCUUGAUUUGCAUGGGUAAUUUAACUGAUUUGGAUUAUGCAACUAACUUAUAUAAAAACGGUAGUAUAUGUAUAUGGAACCCAUCAACCAGGGAGUAUAAGAAAAUACAGGUACCAGGGCGUCACUUUGAUCUCUACUCAAAAAGUACUUUCAAUAUUAGAUAUGGGUUUGGUUAUGAUUGCAUCAUCAAUGACUACAAGGUUGUAAGGAUCUCAGGUUCCGGAAACCCGGGUGGUUUAAAAACUGAGGUUUAUCAGUUAAGAUCGAGUGCAUGGAAUUGCACCGAAACAAAAUCUUACAAAUUUCCUUAUGAAAGAAGAUCUCGUGGCUUGCUUUUCAAUGGAGCUCUCCACUGGUUGGGUGUUGCCAUAACCCAAGAAACCUCUACUGAAGUUAUUAUGUCUUUUGAUAUUAGCAACGAGAGAAUCGUUGAUGUGCCAUUACCAGAAGAAGCUAUAUUACAUCUAGGAAGUACAAAGGCUAGGAAAAAUCUACGAAUGUUGAGUGAUUGCCUUUGUUCAGUUAUAAAUCUCUCUGGCACUCGGACCGAUAUAUGGGUAAUGCAGGAACUUGGAGUUAGAGAAUCUUGGAGAAAACAAUUCACCAUUUCCCGAAAGAUAGUGGACGAAUUCCGUUAA
Molecule: messenger RNA, 852 nt
Organism: Papaver somniferum (opium poppy)
Lineage: Eukaryota; Viridiplantae; Streptophyta; Magnoliopsida; Ranunculales; Papaveraceae
Product: F-box/kelch-repeat protein At3g06240-like
Exons: 1
Coding region: 1-852 (283 amino acids)
Source: RefSeq, a predicted model, not a curated record